Molecule: messenger RNA, 231 nt
Organism: Cariama cristata (Red-legged seriema)
Lineage: Eukaryota; Metazoa; Chordata; Aves; Cariamiformes; Cariamidae
Product: calmodulin, striated muscle
Exons: 1
Biological process (GO): regulation of ryanodine-sensitive calcium-release channel activity
Molecular function (GO): calcium ion binding
Source: RefSeq, a predicted model, not a curated record
AAGAUGAGGGACACGGACAGCGAGGAAGAGAUCCGCGAGGCUUUCCGCGUCUUCGAUAAGGACGGCAAUGGCUACAUCAGCGCGGCGGAGCUGCGGCACGUCAUGACCAACCUGGGUGAGAAGUUGACGGAUGAGGAGGUGGAUGAGAUGAUCAAGGAGGCCGACUGCAACAACAACAAUGACGGGCAGGUCAACUAUGAGGAGUUCGUGAGGAUGAUGACAGAGAAGUGA